AUGGCGACGGCGUUGCGCGAAGAAGCCGCGGAGCUCCGCGCCGCCGCCGCCGCCGCGGAGGAAGAGCUGCGCGCUUCCCUCGCGUCCCAGGCGUCCAAGCGCGACGCCGCGGAGGCGGAGAUUCGCGCGCUGCAAGCGAGCGUCCGCGACGAGCGCGCGGCCGCGGAGGCGUCGAUCGCCGCGACGAGGGACGGGCUGAAGAAGGACCUCGCGACGGAGGCGGCGCGAAGGGCGCGGGAAGAACGCGAGGCGAGAGAGGCGCGCGAGCGGACGCUCGCGUCGGAGAUGGAGGCGCUGAAACGCGACGCCGCCGCGAAGGAAGCGAUCUGGGCGGCGAAGACCGCCGCCGCGGAGACCGCCGCCGCGGACGCGGAGACGGCGCUUCGAGCGGCGCAGGCGACCGCGCGCGCAGAGGCGGCGGAGUCCGCGGCGAACGCCGCCGCGGAGGUGAGCGCGGCUGAGAAAAAAGCCGCCGCCGCGAAAGCCGCGGUCCGCGUCGGCGCCGCCGCGAUCGCGAAGAAGCAGCAGGAGCUCGACGACGCGAAGAAAGUCGCGGAGGAGGCGCGCGAGGCGGCGGCGAGCGCGGAGUCGAUGGCGCGAGAGCUUCAGGCGACCGCACGCGACGCGCGGGCGGAGGCGGACGACGGCGGGGAAAAACGAAAACGCCUCGAAGCGGAGGCGUCGUCUCUCCGCGAGCGCGCGCUCGCGAGAGAGCGCGAGCUGAGCGCGCUGCUCGAGGAAGAAGCAAAAGCGCGCGCGGAGCUCGAGUCGCGACUCCGCGAGACGCAGUCCACGACGCGCGACGAGCGCGGCGCGCUCGAGGCGAAGCUUCGCGAGGCGCAGGCGUCGAGCCGUCGAGAGGCUGACGCGGCGGCGGCGGCGACGCGCGAGCUCGCGGCGAAGGAGCACGAGCUGUCGUCCUCGCGCGCGCUCAGGGACGCGAUGGAGGAGGAGAAGCGCGCGCUCGAGACGACGCACCGGGAGACGGCGGACGGCGCGACGAAGGAGCGCGCCGAGCUUGAGCGCGCGUUGGACGCGUUGAGGAGGAAGGAAGCUGAGCUCGCGGCGGCGCGCGACGCCGCCGACGCGGAGGCGCUUCAAGAGAAGAAGGCGCGCGAGGCGCUCGAGGGCGCGCUGCGCGAGGUCACCAACACGUCGCGGGCGCGCGACGUCGAGCUCGAGCGCGAGCGCGCGGCGCGGGAGAAGCUCGAGGUGGACCUCCGAGAGAUGACCGCGAGCGCGAGGCACGACGCGAGCGAGCUGAGCGCGUUUCAGGCGCGUUUCGUUCUCCUCACGCCGGUCCCCGUACGAUCCCGUUCGCGCGGUGCACGCCGUUCUUCGAGGACAUCGCCCGCGUGCGCGUGUUUCUCUCCGCCCACCAUCCCACGGUUUCAAUCCCGACACACCUACGCGACGCCUUUCGACCCCGCUUCUGACGCCUUUGAACUCCGCCCCGACGUCGCUUCGCGCGGACCCUCGACCACCCUCAGCGGGAAUUGCGGGAGAAGGAGCGCGCGCUCGCGGAGCUCAAGCGCAUGCGCGAAGAAGCGAACGAGGCGAUGGAGACGUGGCGCGCGCGCCUCGAGCGAGAGAGCGGCGCGCGCGAGAAGGUCGAGGGCGAGCUUCGCGAGCUGCAGCUGUCUUCGCGCGCGGAGAGGGACGCGGCGGAGAGAGCCGCGGCGGGCGAAGCCGAGCGUCGGCGCCGCGCCGUCGAAGAGGAGAAGAUCAGGGUCGAGGCGCUCGAGAAGAAGCUCCAGGCGCUGCAGGAGAGCAGCCGCGGCGCGAGCGCGUCGCGCGGGGCGUUGGAGUCGAGGCUGA
Messenger RNA from Micromonas pusilla CCMP1545, 1818 nucleotides. RefSeq lists its product as uncharacterized. The transcript is spliced from 3 exons. The record is from RefSeq and is a predicted model, not a curated record. Lineage: Eukaryota; Viridiplantae; Chlorophyta; Mamiellophyceae; Mamiellales; Mamiellaceae. The coding region runs from base 1 to 1818 and encodes 605 amino acids.